AUGGCUACAAGCAAGGAAAAGUCGGGCUCCGACCAUGUAGAGUCAGGCUCAUCAAUGCUUCAGGCCGAACCGCAAUGCAAGGGAAAUGUACCAGCCGGACAUAUCCCCGUGACAAGCGAGGAGAAGGCAUUAAGUCGAGCCUUGAAUCGCAAGCUUGAUGUGUGGUUGUUGCCGUUUCUAUCACUCUUGUACCUUUUCAAUGGUUUAGACAGAGGGAACGUCGGCAAUGCAGAGACACAGGGCUUCACAAAGGACAUCGGCGCUCACCCGGAUGACCUCAACCUGGCGGUGAGCCUGUUCUUUAUCACGUUCGUCCUGUUCCAGCCUCCCUCGGCAGCCGCUGGGAGAUGGUUGGGCGCCAAAAAUUGGAUUCCUAUCAUUAUGUUCUGUUGGGGUAUUCUCACCAUCUCACAAGCAUUCAUUAAGGGCCGUGGUGCUCUUAUUGCCACUAGACUCCUCAUCGGGAUGUUCGAGGCAGGAUUUUACCCUACCGCUGUGGCAUAUUUGUCUACGUUCUACACCCGCUUCGAUCUUGCCGUUCGCAUCGGGCUGUUCUACGGUCAAUAUGCAAUCGCUGGCGCGUUCUCGGGCUCAAUAGCAUAUGGUAUCUUCCACCUAAAGCACAGCAGCCUCAAGAACUGGCAGUACUUAUUCAUCAUCGAGGGAGUCGCAACGUGUAUCAUUGCUAUUAUAGCAUGGUUCUGGGUGCCGCUUGGGCCUGGGAGUGCUUGGUUCUUGAACAAGAAACAGCGCGCUUACGCCGCUGAGCGUAUACGUCUUGACAACGUCAUGUAUAUCCAGCAUUCAUAUGGCGAGAGCGGCAUCGAGAAAGAGCGACUGACUAAGCGGGAUGUCGUGGAGACUGCAAAGGAUUGGAAAUUAUGGUAUGUUCUUUUCUUCAACAUACUGGCCAGCGUCCCCGGUCAGGCCUUCUCGGUCUUCCUUCCUCUGGUGGUCUCGGGUCUUGGUUAUUCGUCGAUAGAGGCCAACUUGAUGUCCGUUCCGCCUUAUGUGUGCGGCGCUGUUGGCCUUUACAUUUUCGCACUGAGUUCGGAUCGAAGGAUGGAGAGAGGGUACCACAUUGUAUGUGGCCUUCUUAUUGCACUCAUCGGUCUCAUAAUCACGGUCACCGUCAAGGGCCACGGUGAACCUGGAAAGCGAGCUCUGGUGCUCGGCGUCAAUGGCUUUGGGAAUUUAUCUGGAGUUAUUGGUUCUCAAUUAUUUCGGAAAUCAUAUGCCCCUGGGUAUCUCAUACCCUUUUAUGCUACCCUUGCGUUCAUCGCUGUGGCACUGGCUGGCUAUGUUGCUUACAGGUUCACCCUCGCGGCGGUGAACAAGAGGCGACAACGGAAAGUAGAAAGCAUGACACCAGAAGAAGUCGAAGAAGAGAGGACUACGCCUCUAAGAUAUGCAGACCGCAAGUACACUUUUACCUACGGCCUCUGA
Exophiala aquamarina CBS 119918 is the source of this 1446-nucleotide messenger RNA. RefSeq lists its product as uncharacterized. Gene Ontology annotation, cellular component: membrane. The transcript is spliced from 9 exons. Gene Ontology annotation, biological process: transmembrane transport. Gene Ontology annotation, molecular function: transmembrane transporter activity. Bases 1 to 1446 code for a protein of 481 amino acids. The record is from RefSeq and is a predicted model, not a curated record. Lineage: Eukaryota; Fungi; Ascomycota; Eurotiomycetes; Chaetothyriales; Herpotrichiellaceae.